Molecule: messenger RNA, 3813 nt
Organism: Cryptosporidium muris RN66
Lineage: Eukaryota; Apicomplexa; Conoidasida; Eucoccidiorida; Cryptosporidiidae
Product: chaperone clpB family protein
Exons: 1
Coding region: 1-3813 (1270 amino acids)
Biological process (GO): cellular response to heat
Cellular component (GO): cytoplasm
Molecular function (GO): ATP binding; ATP hydrolysis activity
Source: RefSeq, a predicted model, not a curated record
AUGAAGGGGUUGGAAACUUUAUAUUUUAUUAUAUUUAUAUUAAUUAUAGCCGUGGAAUCAGAUGCAUCUAUUUUGCACUGGCUAUUUGGUCGGUAUUUUCCAAAAUAUAGAGUAUCAUUAGAAGAUUCAAAUAAUUGCAGUUCUGUAUACAUUCAAAUAGAUGAUAAUCCUCAAUAUGUAAACACACUUAUAGCCUUAAAAGAAAUAAUUGAAAUGAGUUCUUCUAAAGAUCUAAUUAAUGUAUAUCCUUCACUUGAGCUUCUCGAUAUAAUAUUAGAUAUGAAAAAUACAACUACUUAUGAUACUAUAACAAGUCUUGAUUUUUUGAUAUCAUUGACAAAGCAAGAAAUGAGUACUGAUAGAAAGAUUCAACGCCUAUCAGAUUUAAGGACUUCUUUAGACAAUGUGAUAUUAUCAAACAAUAAUCAACCAAUAAAAUAUAAGGAUUUUAAUUAUAGUCAAGUUUUAGAAUGUGUAGAUAAUUCUAUUGAGAGUAUGAAAACUUUGAAUUUAAGUAACAGUUCAGAGUCACUAAUACUCUCACAAAAAGGUAGAGACUUUUACUCAGCUCAACCACUAAUAUCAUGUCCAAAGAAAAAUAUAUUUGGAAAUUUGAGAACUGUUUUUAGCAAACACUACUUAAUUUCAACUUUAGAAACAAUGGGAGUUAAUGUAACCGAAAUGAACUUAAGACUUAACAAUUUUGGCAAUAUGCUAGAUAUAAAUUCAACUUUGGGAUAUAAUGAAGUUAAUUCUGAAAUAUUACAACCCCAAUAUAAGGAUUACAUUGAGCUAUUUUCUUUAGAUCUUGUUUGUACUAUUGCAGAUGCAACAAGAUUCGUUCAACAAGCUGCAACGGCAGGAUAUAUAAGUAAUAUUUUAACACCUACUUAUUUAUUUUUAGAGAUUUUAAAAAGAGAUAAGCAAAGUAAUAAAGAGAAUUGUUUUGAAAAUAAUAAUUUUAAAUUUAGAAGUGAGAGUGAAAUUAAAAUUUUGGAUUUUGAUUCAGAAGACAUAAUAAGAACAGAUGACUUUAUAGUAAGUAAUACAGGUGUAGAAAAUUUAUCUGAAGGAACUCCAGUAGUAAAUCUAUUUGACUAUAUAUUAAAGUUUAUUAGUUCUUAUAAUAUAACUUAUUAUAAUGUCUUUGACAAUUUACUGAAUAAACAUGAAGAAAUAUAUACUUUUGAAAAACGUUUAGAAAAUCAUUUAAAUAAUACAGAAGUUAAUAAAGUACAUGAGGUGCCUAGCAAAAGUUUUAUUUCAAGACUUUAUGAUUUAGAUACAAAAGAACAUUCUAAAGUUUCUCGAAAUAUUGUAGAUCUAACAGAUUUAGCAAGUAAAGGUAAAAUAAAACCUCUAGUUGGUCGACUAAAUGAGAUGGCAUUAAUAGAGAGGGUUUUAUCACGCGAAGGUAAAAGUUCAGUUAUGCUUAUAGGUCCACCUGGUACUGGUAAGACGACUCUAGCCGAGGCUUUAGCUCAACGUAUUAUAGAUGGUACAGUAACAAGUUUUUUACUAGGAUACAAAGUAUUUUCUGUAGAUAUUUCAAAUAUUCUAUCUGGCUCAACCUUUCGGGGUGAAUUUGAGGCAAAACUACAUGAUAUAUUGAAGUUAGUUAAUGGUCAUAACCAGAAAGUAAUUUUAUUCUUUGAUGAAAUGCAUCUGAUUAUAGGUUCAGGUAGAUCUAGUAAUGGGGGAGCUAUGGAUGGUGCAAAUAUCUUAAAAAGUGCAUUAGGUAAAGGUGAAGUAAAGAUUAUUGGAGCUACUACAGAUGAAGAAUAUUUCAUGUAUAUCAAAGGAGAUAAAGCAUUUGCAAGGAGAUUUGAGAAUAUUCAUCUAGUCGAACCAAGUAUAGAUGAAACAAAAUAUUUAUUAUUAGGUUUAAGAAGUGAUUUUGAAAAUACAUAUGGGGUUUUUUUUUGUGAUGAUGCUAUUGAAUAUGCUGUCUUUUUGAGUGAUAAAUAUAUCGGAGAUAAUAACCAGCCAGAUAAAGCAUUAGACUUAUUAAAUUCAGCUGCUUCGAUGGUAAGAUCUGAUUCUUAUAGUAGUAGUAAUGUAACAAAUUUAGCAAAUAUUUUAAAAGAAGAAAUACAACAGAUAGAAAGAAGCCUGAAACUAUAUACGGCUAAUGUGGAUGAUUUGAAAUCAAUUACAUUUGAGAAUGAAUUGAGAAAUAAACAAAGAGUUCUCAAAUUAAAAUAUAACAGGUUAAAAAUAUUGAUGUCCAAUUUAAUUUUAUAUAUACAACAAUAUAGGUAUUUAAGAAAUAAUUUGGCCCUAUUUAAUUUGGCAUACAAUUUAUAUCCUAUGCAAAAAUACUGUCCGGUUUCUAAUAUAUCGACUAAAAUGCAUGAAAAGGCUACAUUCUCUGAAGACUUUAUUCCAAAUUUUAAAAAAGAUCUUAAUAUUGGCGAAUUGAAUGAGAUGGAUCAGGAGAAAUUUUUGGAAUUAAUUAAGGACAAUUUUAAUGGAGAAUUUAAUGCACAUUUAGAUAUGAAAGAUGAAGAAAAUAGUGAAUGUAUUACUACUGAACAUCCUAUUAUUUUGAGACGUACCAGAAAUAUUGAUGAUUUGAGGAAAAUAAUAAGGAAAAUCUCUAUAUAUUCUGGAUUACCUAUAACACCUACAAAUAUUGGGGAAGUUGAUGCAUCCCAUAUUGCCUAUGUAGUCUCUCAAAGAACUGAGAUACCAAUGGAGAGACUUAUUAUAGAAAUUGGUUAUGAUACCCUAAUUAAUACAGCAGUAAAUUUUACGGAGAUUUUAUCCAAAUUUGUUAUUGGUCAGAAUGAUGCUAAAGAAAUGAUUUCAAAUAUUCUAAUUAGAGCUCAAGUAGGUCUGAUCCCUUCUAAUCGCCCAAGUGGUAGCUUUCUUUUUAUAGGUCCAACAGGAGUAGGUAAAACUGAAAUGGCAAAAGCUGUGGCAGCUACAAUUCAUUCUAUCAAAGGAAAACAAGAAGGUUUCUUUACUACCACUAAAUCUAUUGAGUUACCAUUAAUUAAAUUUGAUAUGUCUGAAUUCUCUUAUAGUGGAUCUGUACUAAGGCUAAUUGGAGAAGGUAAUUUUAAUGGUGAACUAAUUAAAGCUGUAAAUAAAAGACCUUUUAGUGUGAUUCUUUUUGAUGAAUUAGAGAAGGCACAUCCAUCAGUAUUUGCACUAUUUUUACAAAUUCUUAGUGAAGGCAAAUUAUCUGGACCAUUAGGAUCUGCAGAUUUUACUAAGGCUAUAAUUAUUGCAACUUCUAAUGUUGGAGCUCAACAGAUUAUAGAGCGUUACACUCGAAAUAAAAAUACUAAAAAUUCAACGUCGAACAAUUUAUAUACAGUAGAUGAUGAUGCAGAAACAAUUCCUACAGAACUUAUGCAUACUUUAACUAAGACAUUUUCAUAUGAAUUAAUUAAUAGAUUUGAUGCUUUGGUUACUUUCAGGCCUUUGGAAAGAGUAGAAAUUAUACACAUUAUAAAAAAUUGCUUUACAGAUUUAGUCCAUCAAAUUAAAAAGUCUAGACAGGUUGAAUUUGUAACUCCUAGCAAUUUAUUGUUACUAUAUAUUAUGGAGAAAAGUUAUAAUGAUAUGUUUGGUGCUCGACCUGUUUGUAAAUAUAUUGAAGACAAAAUUUUAACACCUAUAGCAAUUUUAUUACAGAAUAGACAAAUUGAAUCUGGUGAUAAAAUUGAAGUUUGUAUAAGACAAUUCCGAAGUAUGCGACAGUUUCAUUUAUCUCUGAAAAAACCUUUUGAGUUUAAGAUCUGCAAAAUGAAAAGUGAUUCUGAUCUGUGUAUUCCAAAUACUGAGAGGGUAAUUACCCCAUGA